Messenger RNA from Puma concolor (puma), 939 nucleotides. Lineage: Eukaryota; Metazoa; Chordata; Mammalia; Carnivora; Felidae. The record is from RefSeq and is a predicted model, not a curated record.
AGAAAGGAAGGACUCCCAAUCCUGACAUAGUUUGCAACAAGCAUAUCAAAUUCAGCUGUUUUUUCCAUUAUGCUGUGGAUAAUCUCGGAGCAGACGCGGUCGCCACAGGUCACUAUGCCAGAACCUCACUGGAAGAUGAGGAAGUCUUUCAGCAGAAGCGCAUUAAGAGGCCAGAAGGGCUUUUCAGAGAUCGAUUUGAAGUUAGAAAUGGUUUCCCAAGAUGCCCUGAGGAGAACCCUCUUCCCUCUGGGGGGAUUAACGAAAGAUUUUGUCAAGAAAAUAGCUGCAGAGAACAGACUUCACCAUGUGCUUCAGAAGAAAGAGAGCAUGGGCAUCUGCUUCGUCGGUAAAAGAAAUUUUGAAAAUUUCAUCCUUCAGUAUCUGCAGCCUCGGCCUGGUAAAUUUAUUUCCAUAGAAGACAAUAGAGUUCUGGGAACACAUAAAGGUUGGUUCCUGUAUACUUUGGGCCAGAGAGCCAGGAUAGGCGGCUUACGCGAGCCCUGGUAUGUGGUGGAGAAGGACGGCACCAAGGGUGACGUGUUUGUGGCCCCCCGGACAGACCACCCGGCUCUGUACCGGGACCUGCUGCGGACCAGCCGCGUGCACUGGAUCGCAGAGGAGCCGCCCGCCGCCCUGGUCCGCGACAAGAUGAUGGAGUGCCACUUCCGGUUCCGCCACCAGAUGGCGCUAGUGCCGUGCGUGCUGACCCUCAAUCAAGACGGCACCGUGUGGGUGACGGCCGUGAAGGCCGUACGGGCCCUGGCCCCGGGACAGUUUGCCGUCUUCUACAAAGGGGAUGAGUGUCUGGGCAGCGGGAAAAUCCUGCGCUUGGGGCCGUCUGCCUACAUACUCCAGAAGGGCAAGAGCAAGUCCAGGGUGUCCACCGAGGGCCCCAGCGAUGGCCCGGGCAGCGGCCCAGGGUUGGAUCCCACGCUCUGA